Messenger RNA from Fragaria vesca subsp. vesca, 1506 nucleotides. RefSeq names its product xylogalacturonan beta-1,3-xylosyltransferase-like. NCBI's taxonomy places the organism in Eukaryota, Viridiplantae, Streptophyta, Magnoliopsida, Rosales, Rosaceae. Gene Ontology annotation, molecular function: glycosyltransferase activity. The transcript has a single exon. The record is from RefSeq and is a predicted model, not a curated record. Bases 1 to 1506 code for a protein of 501 amino acids.
AUGGGCGAAAGGACUGCAUCAUCCCUUAUGAUUGUUACUCGGAAAUCUUUGUUUUGUUUAUUCACAUUUACAUCACUACUCUUUGUACUAUCUUGGGUCUUUGUGUUGCGUUCAACCAGUCGCCCCCAAUUCAUAGACAAUACAUUGUUGCCUAAUUCCAAACUUCUUGCUGUGAUUGACCAUGCCAUUUCUGCAACCGAGACACAAAAUGAUGUUGAAUCCUCAGUUGGGAAUCGAUCAAUCCUUGUAGAUAAGGAAGAAGAAGAUAAAUCAACAUCUUCCUCCCGGCCUAACGAUGGUGUGAAAUGUGACACUAAUGAAAAACAAGUUCUCAAGGUUUUCAUGUAUGAUUUACCGACUGAGUUUCAUUUUGGACUCUUAGAUUGGAAACCCAAAGGAGGUACUGUUUGGCCAGAUCUUCAAUCUGAAGUGCCGCAUUAUCCUGGUGGUUUGAAUUUGCAACAUAGUAUAGAAUAUUGGUUAACAUUGGACCUCCUUGCUUCAGAACUUCCCAGUCAACCAAAUGCACGUUUUGCAAUCAGAGUGCUCAAUGUCAGUGAAGCUGAUAUUAUAUUUGUACCAUUCUUUUCUUCCUUGAGCUAUAACCGAUUCUCCAAGAUAGAUCCACACCAAAAGAAGAGCAAUAACAAGGUCCUUCAAGAUAAAUUGGUUCAGUAUUUGACAGCUCAAAAGGAAUGGAAGGACUCAGGGGGAAGAGACCACUUAAUUGUGGCUCACCAUCCGAAUAGCCUUCUAGAUGCAAGGAUGAAGCUCUGGCCUGCAACUUUCAUACUUUCAGACUUUGGUAGGUAUCCUCCAAACAUAGCCAAUGUGGAGAAAGACGUCAUCGCACCAUAUAAGCAUGUGAUUAAAACCUUUGAAAGUGAUUCAUCAACUUUUGAGAGCCGCCCUACUUUGCUCUACUUCCAAGGAGCAAUAUACCGCAAAGAUGGUGGUUUUGCUCGACAAGAGUUGUUCUAUCUUCUUAAAGAUGAAAAGGAUGUACAUUUUGCAUUUGGGACUGUUCAAAAAAAUGGAAUAAGAAAUGCUACGCAAGGAAUGCAUUCCUCCAAAUUUUGUCUUAACAUAGCCGGCGACACCCCAUCAUCAAAUCGCCUUUUUGAUGCUAUUGCUAGCCACUGUGUGCCUGUUAUCAUCAGUGAUGACAUUGAACUCCCAUAUGAAGAUGUGCUCGACUACUCUGAGUUCUGCAUAUUUGUUCGUACUAGUGAUGCUGUGAAAAAAGGCCAUCUUGUUAACCUUAUAAGAAGUAUUGGUAGGCAUGAGUGGACACAGAUGUGGAAGAGGUUACAAGAGGUUCAACAUUUCUAUGAGUUUCAUUAUCCAUCAAGAGAGGGUGACGCAAUUCACAUGAUAUGGAAAGCAGUCGCUCGAAAGGUUCCUGGAAUAAGAUUGAAGUUACACAAGUCUAAACGGUUGUCUCAUUCACCAACCCAGAAUAAGAAGGGGUUAACAAGGAUACCAUCACCAAAAAACUUUUGGUAG